CUACAUUACAUACAGACCCGCCGCUGUCUGACCAGUCCUGAUAACGCGCCGGCACACCUUGUCACUUCUCAUACUGUAGAGAGUCGCCCCAGGGCGGUGAAGUCGCCUCCCUCUGUCACAUGAAUGAGAUUUUUGGGUUUGGCUUCUUUUUCUCGAUCUUCUUCAUAGUUGGACAUUUAUUGCUCUGAGCGAAGCGCUCUCUGAGUCCUGCACCGGUGUCCUCCGAGGAGAUCGCGUCCGACGCGCAGCAUGGCGACCAUUGGCCAAGUGAUCUUCCGAAUUAUGAUCGCCAUCAUCAUAUUGCUGCUGGCGGCCUUAGGUCUGAUCAUCGGCAUUGGAGUGGCGGGUAAAGAUUCGGCCACCGUGACGACUCACGGCUCCGUGGGGCUGAUCGGGGACGCCGGGAUUUUAAGCUGCAGCUUCCCUCCUGAUACCAAGCAGAGCACAGAUGUCCGGUGGGAGAAGACGGGCGUCAGCGGGCCGGUGUAUAAGUACGAGAAGGGCGCGGCGGCUCUGUCCGAUCAGAGCGCGGCCUUCAAGGGCCGCGCGGCCCUCUUCCCUGGCCAGCUGAUGGCGGGAAACGCUUCCCUGAAACUCACCAAACUGCAGCUCUCUGACGCGGGAGAAUACAAGUGCGUCAUCUCCAACUCCAACGGCAAGGGCGAGGGCAAGCUCACCCUGAAGGUGGGAGGAUACAGCGCUCUGGAAGUGACUGACGUUGCCCCAGACACCCUGCGCUGCCGGUCCCCCAGCUGGCACCCGAAGCCGUCCGUCACGUGGUUUAAUUCGUCCAAAAUCUCCUUGGUCAACGUUUCGACCACCAAUUACACGGCUUCGUUCAACGACAUGGUGGGGGUUUCCUCCAACCUCCCCGGAGUCCAGCCGGGCGCGCAGUACACCUGUGUGAUCGAGAACGAGCUGGCCCGAGCCGAGGGGGACGCCAUCUGGACAGACUCCGGAGUCAUGACACAGACCCGACUGGAAGUCACCGCGUCAGCGGCCGCCAUCUCCCCGCCGUUAUUUUUACUCUGCUUGCUCUCCCUGCUUGGGCCAGGAGUUCACUAAGUGUGCUGGAGAACCAGACUCCUCUUAGACGGCCCUUCGAAGGGCCAGCUGGGGAUAAAUGGCUAAAUCAUCCGCUGAUCAGGGAUAUGAUAUCAUGCAAAGCCCCAGCUGCUGAAGAGCUCUCUGCUGGCCAACGGGUCCGGGGUGGUAAGAGGUGGCGCUACUCAGGGCCCCUGGGGCAAUGGUUUUCUAAUCUCAGUAUUUUAGGACCUAUAUGUUAUUGGGGGGGUCGCCAGGGGCUGAAUAUAGCUCAGGGACCCCAGCUAUCUGCCCCGCUUUCCAAUUAAAACAGUGGCGAUAAGCA
Spea bombifrons (plains spadefoot toad) is the source of this 1369-nucleotide messenger RNA. It is a transcript of the gene VTCN1, whose product is annotated as V-set domain containing T cell activation inhibitor 1. The transcript has 5 exons. The record is from RefSeq and is a predicted model, not a curated record. Lineage: Eukaryota; Metazoa; Chordata; Amphibia; Anura; Pelobatidae. Bases 250 to 1065 code for a protein of 271 amino acids.